UAUCACCUUAGAUCAUUCACGUGUUAAAAGUGAUAGUGAAAAUAAACAUCAAGCAAAAAAAUCCGAAAUUUUGACAGUUUGAUAGUUUUUUAGUGAUGGGCAGUGGUUUAUCGAUAAAGUGAAGGACUUUUGCCACUACAAAAGUGCUACAAUAACUCAUUUUCCUCAUCAACACUAAAGAUUAAUCACAUCACAAACCAUUAACAAAUUACUCAAAAAAAAAAGUGAAAAAACCAAAACAGUGACAUAAUAAUGUGAUACAAAAAAAUGCCACAGACUCACUAACAAACAGACAUGGCAUCCAACGGCCAACCGCCAGAGAUCAUCACUGACUUCGAAACCAUAGAUUUGGAUAGAAAGUCCGAAGACAAUGGCAAGAACGGGCAACUUAUGGUCAAUAAUGGGCAAUAUGAAGACAAUGGCAAGAACGGGCAACUUAUGGUCAAGAAUGGGCAAUACGAGGGCAAUUGCCUCGGAGUGCCUCGGACGGGGCACCGGCCAUCUAUCAUGGAGGUGGAAUGUGCUAAGGAACGGAUGAGAUUGGCUCUUCUGAAGCAAUGUUCUGCUAUACUGAAGCAAGGUGACCAGAAGUAUACCAAGGAGAGCUUGCAUAGGACCUUUCAGGAUGAGGAUCUGUUGGAGCGAAUAUUUCGACUGUUCGACGCGGAUGCUACGAAUCACUUAGUACAAGAUGACUGGCUCGAAUACUUGAAGGAAAGACUCACAGAUGACAAACAGAUAGACUUCGUGGAACAAGUGGAAAGUGUGGCUUAUGUUUUAUGCGGCAAUGGAGUAAUAACAUUAGACACAUUUCAGAUUAUCUUGAAAAAUAAAGUUGUGACGAACAAGUUAUUCAAAGUAGUGGACACGGAUGGUGAUGGGUACGCGACUGCUGACGAAAUCAUGGAGUUCUUGUCUACAGUUACCAGUAGCAGACCACGAGUGGGCUUCGACAAACACAGCGUGGACCGGCUAGAGGAGUUGUUCCGUCAGACAGUCGGCAAUGAGAAGGAGAUCACCAGGGAACAGUUCCAGAAGAUUGUUGUCUCUAAGAACCCAUUCUUCACAGAGCGGGUAUUCCAAAUCUUUGACGAGGAUGACUCGGGCGCCAUCUCGCUGCACGAGUUCAUCGCCGCCGUGCAUCGCUUCGCAGGGCAGACGCCGGAGGACAAGAUACGAUUCUUGUUCAAGGUGUACGAUUUGGAUGGUGACGGCCUCAUCCAGCACCGUGAACUCCAGCACGUGAUGCGCGCCUGCAUGGAGGAGAACGGCAUGCAGUUCAGCGACUCCCAACUCCUCGACCUCACCACUGCCAUGUUCGAGGACGCUGACACGGAGAAACGAGGAGCCAUCACUUAUGAGGCGCUGAAGAAGCAGCUGGAGAAUCAUGAGGGGUUACUUGAGAAUUUGUCGAUAAGUAUAGACCGCUGGCUGGUCCCUCCGAAGCAAGACCCUCGUCCCCUCUCCUUCCACCAGCGUCUCCGCAAGCUGAAGCCCUACCAGCUCUCUCUCCCGUACCUGCGGAAUAACUAUGUCUUCCUCACAUACCUGGCACUCUUCACUCUUGUCAAUGUGGGGCUGUUCCUCGCGAGAUGUGUGGAGUAUAGAAACGCUAAUGGGUUCGUGAUCUUCGCUAGGGCUUGUGGUCAAUGCCUAAACUUCACGUGCGCCUGGGUGCUGGUCCUGAUGCUGCGGCAGUGCAUCACGGAGCUCCGCGUGCGAGGGUGCAGCUCCGUGCUGCCUCUAGACCAGCACAUCUAUCUGCAUAAGCUGACUGGGGUUCUCAUUGUGCUGUAUAGCGUCGUGCACACGCUCAUGCAUUUGUGUAAUUUUAGUCUAAUAGUAAUGCACGACCCAGUCCUGAACAAGAACAACUACACGCUCUCGGACUGGCUGCUGACGCAGAAGCCAGGUCUGUUCGGGCUGGUGCCGGGCUGUGCCAACCCCACCGGCGUCGCUUUAGCCGUCAUACUGCUCGUCAUGUUCGUGUGCAGCCAGCCUUUCAUCAGACGAGGGGGGAGCUUUGAGAUAUUCUACUGGACGCACCUUCUAUACGUGCCGUUCUGGAUCCUGCUGCUGCUGCACGCGCCCAACUUCUGGAAGUGGUUCGUGCUGCCCGGCACUGUCUACCUCUCCGAGAGGAUCAUGAGACUUGCUUGGAUGAGAACGGAACGCGGCAAGACCUACAUAUCGUCAGGCAUCCUGCUCCCAUCCCGCGUGACACACCUGGUGGUGAAGCGACCCCCGCUGUUCCACUUCCACGCGGGAGACUACGUGUUCGUCAACAUCCCCAACAUCGCGACUUAUGAGUGGCAUCCCUUCACCAUCAGUAGUGCGCCUGAGCAGGAAGACUACCUAUGGCUACACAUCCGUGGUGUUGGUCAGUGGACCAACCGUCUGUACUCGUAUUUCGAGCGGGAACAGGCGCGACUACACGCUGGAGAAGUACCUGCUAUUGAGAAUGGACACGAGAAGCUAGCGCGCUCCAUAUCAAGUCAGAGCAAGAAGAGUCGCAAGGGUUCCAUCGCGAGCACCAACAAGCGCUCAGUAGACUUCUCUCCCAAGUGCUUCACUAAUGAUGCCUUUGUCGGGGAUGAGAAUGGUGAUGUCAAGCUUAAUGAAGCUCCAUCCCCAACAAAGAUAAGAUACGCGCCCUCACUGCUGGCUCCGCCUCGCACGCUGGAGAAGUCUCGCUCGAUGCCCGACGUACAGAAAAACGUCAAGAAACGACAGCGGCUUAUGGCUCUCCGCGACUUCAUGCGCUCAGAAUCAGAGAGCAAGCUGAACGAGGAAGCACUGGUAUCAGCUCGUAAAUCCUUCGGCCUGGCGAGCAAGAUCCCGCAGAACAAGUCCUUGGUGCACAGCUUCAGAUACAUGAGGACUAAGCCGACUAUCAUCGCCUUCAAGACGCCCAGCUUUGAGGAGAGGAGGAGGAGCAAUGAUAGUAUUUUGACUAUUGCACGUCGUCGCCUAUCAAAGAGCUUGUCUCCGGACCGCGACGUGGAGUGUCAGCCGACGUCAGUUGACGACAACGAUGGUUCCGAAGCUACUGAUGAUUUUGAACUCAACUAUCCUAUUGGGAAGCCUUUGGAGAUCUACCUCGACGGUCCCUACGGCGCAGCAUCAUCCCACAUCUUCCUCGCCCAGCACGCUGCCCUGGUAGCUGCCGGUAUAGGCGUGACUCCCUUCGCGUCCAUCCUGCAGGCACUGGCGAGGAGACACAGCGCUGCCCGGCACACCUGUCCCAAAUGCGGACAUGACUGGCCUGCUGACAUGCCCAGACAUGGCAUGAACUUGAAGAAGGUGGACUUCUUCUGGAUAAACCGCGAGCAGCGUUCGUUCGAGUGGUUCGUGUCCCUCCUCUCGCAGCUGGAGAUGGAGCAGGCGGAGAGAGGAGACAGCGAGCGGUUCCUCACGAUGCACAUGUACAUCACCAGCGCGCUGCAGAAGUGCGACAUGAAGGCUGUGGGGCUGCAGCUGGCGCUGGACUUGCUGCAUGAGAAGGAAAAACGCGACCUAAUAACCGGCCUAAAAACUCGCACGAACGCCGGCCGCCCUAACUGGGACAAAGUGUUCAAGCAGCUACAAGAGCAGAACAAGGGCAAGGUGACGGUGUUCUACUGCGGGCCGCCGCAGCUCGCGCGAGUGCUGCGCCUCAAGUGCGACCAGUUCGGCUUCGGCUUCAGGAAGGAGGUGUUCUAGAACGGAGACGAGAGAAAAACACCACAAAAAAAUUAGUAGAUUAUAGGUAGAGUGUGGUCCUAGGUUGCUAAUACCCAGUUUGACCAAGGGACACAGUGUUCAAGCAACUACAAGAGCAGAACAUAUGGUCACAGAUGGCUUUCGGACUGGGACUGUUUCAUUUAGAAAAAGUUAAGACAUAAUUGUGGCUUUGUUUUUUUUAAAUAAAGUUGGGAAAAGAUAUUGUAAAAUAUUUAAAAGAAAUACUAUUUCAUCAAAAUCGUUGGAGGCGUUUUUUAGUACAACGUGAAAUUUUUAUAAUAGAACUCCUUUAAAAACUGAAAUGACGCGUCCCAAUACCGGAUUUUGGUCUCAUUUCACUUACAGUUUUUCGUUCUUGUAUGUAAAUGCGGUAGCGGGGUCGCGUUAUUUCAGCUUACACGAGAUAUACUGUACUUUAAAACUAAUUGCUCGUUUAAUUAUUAUAGGCUUAUAAAGAUAUUGUGAUUAUGACAUAGUAUAUAUGUAUAUGUAGUUUGUAGGAAUUAGAGGAAAAAACGGCCAUUUAUAAAAUACUCUUAAAUUUCUUGCCUCUAAUAUAAGUUAAGUGCCCAAUAUUAUCGAUUAUUGUUUUGUCUAAAUAAGUGUAAUUGUAUAUGACGUAUGUAAUGAUAUUAUUUUAUGUUUAGGGUUAAGUUUUAAAUAUGUAAUUUAUUUGUAAAUGUUGUUUUUGAUAAUUUUAUAUUGCUCAUUUAUUAUUUUUAACCGACUUCCCAAAAAGGAGGAGGUUAUAUUCGUUACCAUAUUAUUUGUGACCUUCUUGUUACCAUUUCAACCAAUGACGAGUCCAGGUUAGAAUUUAGUUAAUAUGCCAUAUUUUAAUGUAAUUGUAAAUCUUUUAUUUACUUAUUGUUGCCUACAGCAUAAUAAUUUCAUGUUUUAAGGACCAGUUCAUUUAAUAAUUUAGCGAUUUUGAAUUAUUUUGGACCUUUCUAUAUUUAAUUAUUAUGCUUGCUCAACUUGACGGUGCCGCAACCACGCACAUUUUAAUUCUAAGACAAUAAGUACUUUAGGAUUUAUAUGGAGUAAAUAUGAUGGAUACAUUAAUAUAAUUAGAUAAGAAUAGACUAUAGUUACCACUUUGUGAGUCCUUGUUUUGAAUUUUUUAAUGUUAAUUCCAAUAAAACUAUGAAGUCCA
Molecule: messenger RNA, 4879 nt
Organism: Helicoverpa zea (corn earworm)
Lineage: Eukaryota; Metazoa; Arthropoda; Insecta; Lepidoptera; Noctuidae
Gene: Nox
Product: NADPH oxidase 5
Exons: 21
Coding region: 295-3702 (1135 amino acids)
Biological process (GO): superoxide anion generation; defense response
Cellular component (GO): plasma membrane; NADPH oxidase complex
Molecular function (GO): superoxide-generating NAD(P)H oxidase activity; calcium ion binding
Source: RefSeq, a predicted model, not a curated record